Messenger RNA from Lepisosteus oculatus (spotted gar), 1831 nucleotides. The record is from RefSeq and is a predicted model, not a curated record. Lineage: Eukaryota; Metazoa; Chordata; Actinopteri; Semionotiformes; Lepisosteidae.
GGUCCCCCUACUGCUCCACUGCGGCAGGACGGCUCGGCUGCGGGUCCUGGCUCGGCCUGGAUAGGUGCCGCUCUUGCCUCUGACGUAACGGCACGCUUUCAAAGAGGACGGUGUCUUUUGUGAACUGCCUCUUCUCUUCGUUGUGGGUUGUGAUUUGCAUGAGCUGUGAUGCCACACAGGAGCCACACACUUGCUCACAGCUCACAUAGCAGAACAGGAGGCCGAGGACACGGCUGGCACGCACAGACUCCACCUCGCAGAGCACGCACACACACUCUUACCCAGCCCACACGCUCGCGAGGAGCCCGCAGACACAGCCACAGCCACACCAGAGAGAGGGGUCCGCUGCGCGCAGGUUUCAUGACUCCGUGAGGGGAAAGCUGCACAGACCUCGCCUGACCACCACACGGCCACUCCGAGACCUCGCCUGACCGCUGCGCCGGCCCCGGGCUGCUCGAUGAACCGGCCGACCCCCUGAUGGAAGGAGACGAACUCCUUCAGGCCCGAGGCGUGCGUCCGGCUGUGGGGGCAGUGGGAUGGAGGCGGGAGGGAACGAGUCGCUGCCCUGGCCGAGGGGCGCGGCGGGGGGGGGCAGCGGCUGGGUGGCCGCGGCUCUCUCCCUGAUCGUCCUGCUGACGGUAGCGGGCAACACGCUGCUCAUCCUGCUGAUCUGCACGCAGCGCGCCCUGCGCAGCACCUCCAACUACUUCCUGGUGUCGCUCUUCAUGUCCGACCUGAUGGUGGGGCUGGCGGUCAUGCCCCCGGCCAUGCUGAACGCGCUGUGCGGCCGCUGGGUGCUGGCGCCGGGCCUCUGCUCCGUCUGGGUCUCCUUCGACGUCAUGUGCUGCAGCGCCUCCAUCCUAAACCUGUGCCUGAUCAGCCUGGACCGGUACCUGCUCAUCAUCUGCCCGCUGCGCUACAAGCUCCGCAUGACGCCCGGCCGCGCGCUGCUGCUCAUCCUGGCCGCCUGGAGCCUGGCCGCGCUGGCCUCCUUCCUGCCCAUCGAGAUGGGCUGGCACGCCCUGGGCGCCCCCCCGCUGCCAGCACCGGGGGAGUGCCGCCUGCGGGUCAGCCUGCCCUUCGCCCUGGUGGCCUCCUGCCUGACCUUCUUCCUGCCGUCCGCCGCCAUCUCCUUCACCUACUGCCGCAUCCUGCUGGCUGCCCGGCGCCAGGCGCGCCAGGUCGCCUCCCUGGCCACCGCCCUCGCGCUGGCCCCGCCCGCACAGCACCCUCAUCCCUCUCCACCAUGUCCAGGGGGCUCCGGCGAGCGCAGGCUGGCUCACCGACACGGGCGCCGCGCCCUGAAGGCCAGUCUGACCCUGGGGGUCCUGCUGGGGCUGUUCUUUGUUGCCUGGCUGCCCUUCUUCAUCUCCAACAUGGCGCAGGCGGUGUGUGAGUGUGACUCUCCNGCUCUGUUUGACGUGCUGACCUGGCUGGGUUACUGUAACAGCACCAUGAACCCCAUCAUCUACCCCCUCUUCAUCCGGGACUUCAAGCGCGCCCUGGGCCGCUACCUGCCCUGCUGCCCGCCCUCCUGGACCCGCCGGCCCAGCCCCCUGUCCGUCUCCGUCCGCAACUCCCCCAGUGGCUACCGGGGCGACCCCCCGCUGCCCUCCCCCUCCCCCUCCCCCUCGCCUGCCUCCCUCACCUCUGACCCCACCGACCCCUCUGACCCCACCCACCACCCGCCCUGCAAGAGGGAGCCGCCGGCGACCGCCACCGACGCCGUCAACCUGUUCGACAUGGAGCAUGCUGGGAAUGACAGCCUGCUGCCCUGCCAGGUCGGCCCCCUGAACGACUGAGCAGGCAGGAAGCGUGCGGACAGGAGAGA